GCCCGGCCCAGCCGUUAGCAACGGGCCCCUCACCCCUGUCACUUACUCCACCAAGACACGGCCCCGCCCCGACUCGACUCCAGAAGCUGCCUUCGCUGUUAGUGUCAAGCCCAGGUCCUGCCCUUUAUCAGCAGUUACCAUACGGUCACGGGUAACACAGCCCUAGUCCCAGGCGGGUGGUGUUACUGCUGUAAAUAUGGUUACUCUGCUGCCUAUCCUCCUGCUGCCUGGCCUUGUGGCAGUUAAUUCUCCCCGACUCAAACUGGACUUCAGCGGUGAAGCUGGAAAUCGGACUGUGUUUGAGCGAGCUGAAGAAUUUGCUACCACUCUUCGUGUCGGAAAAACUGUUUACAUUGGUGGAAAUGGAGUACUUUAUCAAAUAAACUUUGAUAAAUCACCAACACCUGUAAUGAUCAAAGUGCCUGGUGAUUCUAAAGAAUGCUCAGGGGACAAAUCGGGGACCUGUGGGAAUUAUAUCAUGAUCUUGCACAAAUUCAAUGAAACUAACUUCAUUUUGUGUGGAACUAAUUGGAUGACACCAAAGUGUUGGCUGCUUUUCAAUAAUGAAUUAAAGGAAUUUCUCAAUGAAAGGAACUUUUCUGUGGGACCAGGUAUCUGCCCUAAAAGUGCACAACGAGGUUUUGCUUCACUGGUUGUCGAGGAAAGAAUCUAUUCUUCAGCAUCUAAUGGACACAAAGAGAUCCUUACUGGUUACAAGAAAGGUGAUGAGCCCUCACGAUUAAAGUCUCGUGAUGAAUGGAUUAAAGAUCCCAAGUUUGUGGGAAUGUCACCACUGGGCAAUUUGGUUUAUGUGUUCUUCAGAGAAAGGAUUGCACAGGAAAACCCAGAUGUUGACCCAUGGAUUUCACGGAUUGGCCGAGUGUGUAAGAAUGACCGAGGUGGAUCCAGACAACGACUGCUGAGUAAGUGGGCAACCUUUCUCAAAGCCCGUCUGCUCUGUAGCAACCCUGCUGAGAACGUCCAUUUCAACAGAAUUGAAGAUGUCUUUGUAUACAAGUCGCCCCGUGACAACGAAGAGAGAGUGUAUGGAGUUUUUAGCAGCAAUUGGAAUGGAACAGCUGUGUGCGUGUACUCCAUGAAGGAGAUCAGUGACGUGUUUGGACAAUCUGCCUUUGUGGGUUACGGGGGCAGUAUUCCCUCCAACCCCAGACCCGGCCAGUGUGUCACUAACACAAAAGAACUAUCGGAUCAAGUACUUACUGUUGUGGAGAACAACCCAGAGAUGAAAUCUUGGAUAUAUCCUAUUGGGAAAAAGCCCCUCAUUAUCAAUCAUCAGAAUCACUUCAAGAAAAUAGUUGUGGAUUCUGUUGUUGACCCCAAUGGAGAUGAGUCCCGUAUCCUGUAUGUGGCGAUGGGAGAUGGUAAAGUCCAGAAGAUUCUUGAGACUGGUCACUCAGCCUUCAUCAUAACAGAGCUAACCCUUUUAAAGGAACCUGCGUUAAUCUUAUCAAUGUCCCUUGACUCUGUGAGAAAAUUCCUGUACAUCACAUCCGCCAAGGAGCUGCUUCGAUUCCCACUGGUGCAGUGUGAGGAAUACUGUAGAUCGUGUGGAGGAUGUGUUCAGGCCAGAGAUCCUUACUGUGGAUGGAAUCAUUGGAAAAAGAAAUGUGUUCAUGUCACACCCAAUUCUAAGAAUAUCCUUCAAGAUCUCAAAAGAGGUGACAGCUGUCCUCCAGCUAAAGCUGUAUCUUCCUGCUCCUCGUGGCAAACAACUCACCCUGGAUGGCUGGUACUCACUUUUCCCCUUAAGAAACGUGUUCCUGUGUAUCUGUCCUGCCCGAAGCAUUCCUAUCAUGCUGAUUACUACUGGAGUUUCAAAGAUGGCUCCAAGGAGCUGCCCUGUUCUUCAAGUGACGAUAAUUGUCUGCUGUCCAUAGGUGAACUUUCUAACAGUGACGUUGGCUCUUAUAAAUGCAUUUCAAAUGAAAGAGGAGUGAAACAUCAUCAUGCUGCUUUUGUGAUUAAGAACACCGGUGACUCUUCAAUAUAUCUGUCCAGUGCUGCAUUGUAUUCUAUGACAGUGGUAGUCAUCUGGCAAUAUUUUUGAGUUGUGUUUCCCCGGCAAAAAAAUACUGGGAAAUCAUUUUGCAAUGUUUGAAAGACAUUUGAACAGGUACAUGGAGAGAAAAAUUUCAGCGGGGUUUGAGGCAAAUGCACACAAUCAGGAGUGGUUAAGGAAGGCACUUUGGUUGGCAUGGACAAGUCAGGGGAAAGGGCCCAAUUCCACGCAGCCUGACAAUAAAGACCAAUUUUUCUUUGUGAAAUUUCCUGACAACAAACUGAUGGGUCAACAACUUCCUUCCUUCCCUCAGGCUUCAGGUUCAGUCGGCCUGCCAACAUCCAAACAUCUAGGAUUUUAAUAUUCAGCUUGUUUGGGUGUCCUUUAUAGAAUUCCAAGAACCUUGGCUUUUUAUGUGGGAGGCUGGAAAGGUUGUAGAAUAGCACAACACGUUAUUAUCAUGGGAAUCAGGAAUUAGUCCUCUAAAUCCCUAAUCACUGAAACACCCAACUAAAUGGUGAUCGAACUGCAGGCCACGCAGUGCCAAUGGACAGACAAGCAGAGUUAAUGUUUCACAACAGUGACUUGUCAAUUUAAGAAAGCCAUCAGGCAGCAGCCGCCACUUAGUAUUUUAACAGUGCUGCACUGUUGUGGAAGGCUCUGGUUCAUGUCCUGGUUGCUUCGUCUGUCAAGGCGGCAACAGCUCAUGCUACGGUAUACGGUGAGUCCCAGUCAGAUCUGUGCUAAUUAUAUACGUGCAUCACAGGAAUAUUGAACAAAAAUGUACACCCAGUACGCUCUGGAUAUUUGUAUUUCUAGGGCAGUUUUAUAGCUCAGGAAUUGUGUAUUUACCACGCUUUAUUAGAAAUUGUAAUUGGUAAGUUUUUUCUAGGAUAAACUUUUUUCUAAUUGUCACUACUGAUAUAAAAAUUUGUGAUUUAAAUGUUUUCACCUUUGUGUUGUACUCCCUGCACACUGAACUGAGUUCUGUUCUACCUGCCCAGGGCUGCAUUACUGUGUUGUUCAGCAGAUGUUUGUAGGAGCUGAGAGGAGAAGCUUGGCUCAUGACAAUGAACAGCCUGAAACAGGAGACACCAACACCCUCUUGUUUACUGUGGCCCUGCUAUAGUAACAUCGAAGCCAGGCAAGAUCUUGUGAGGUUGUUGAAUUGUUGAGAGAAUUUCACCCAUGGGUGCAUUCUGACCCCUGCUGUCCAGACUGUAUAGGGGUGAAGCCUGAAGGCUAUGUGACCUUACUGCAAUUGGGGAUGUUGUGUCCUGACCGACAGCCGGCAAUAGCUUUAUUUUGACUCAAAAAAGCCUAUGUACAACACUGAUUCAUCUGAAUUGUAAUUUUAUUUGCACUUUGCAAAGUUAUCCAAUAAAGUCAAUUUGUUCCC
Hypanus sabinus (Atlantic stingray) is the source of this 3419-nucleotide messenger RNA. Its product is annotated as semaphorin-7A-like. The record is from RefSeq and is a predicted model, not a curated record. The coding region runs from base 197 to 2068 and encodes 623 amino acids. The transcript has 14 exons. Gene Ontology annotation, molecular function: chemorepellent activity; integrin binding; semaphorin receptor binding. Gene Ontology annotation, biological process: positive regulation of axon extension; neural crest cell migration; positive regulation of macrophage cytokine production. NCBI's taxonomy places the organism in Eukaryota, Metazoa, Chordata, Chondrichthyes, Myliobatiformes, Dasyatidae.